This is a messenger RNA of Eriocheir sinensis (Chinese mitten crab), 3900 nucleotides long. RefSeq names its product sarcoplasmic reticulum histidine-rich calcium-binding protein-like. The transcript has 5 exons. Bases 251 to 2167 code for a protein of 638 amino acids. The record is from RefSeq and is a predicted model, not a curated record. Lineage: Eukaryota; Metazoa; Arthropoda; Malacostraca; Decapoda; Varunidae.
AUUUAUAGUAUAUGAGGGGGUGUUAUGAAAGAAUAGAGCCCCAUUUGGAUAUUUCACCUGUUAUCAUUUCUUCUUUCAAAUUAUUGUAUUAUAUUAAGUGGAGCUCAGGAUUUUUUUUUUUCUGUUAUUUCUCUUCCCAGGUUGGCCGUGCCGUUGAAGAGGCGCAAACAAACAUUUCAAAACACAACUCCUUGACGCCUCUUUGAAGCUGAAUGUGACCUUUCUCUCGGCUAUUUCUCCUCCAGUGGCCAUGAACCGAGUCUUCCCCCACUCUGACAGGAAGGGUGUGGAUGCUGCGCUGGACAUAGUGGAAUCAACUUUGGCAUCGCUGCAGAAGAGAGUCGAAAAGCAGCAGAAGGGAGAGGAGGGGGAGAAGAGAGUCAAGGAUGCUGCCACUAACACUACUCCUCCUCCUCUACCUCCACCCUCUGUUACCUCUUCCAAAGCCUCCAGGAAACAGAGAAAGAGCAAGAGUGUGUUGAUCAAGCGAAAGACACAUUACAGAUCAAAGAGACCAAGAAACUCAAGCCAAACCUCAACACACGGAAGACUCGGGACGCAGGUCUUUGAGAUAGUGGCCGAGGGGGGACAUGAGGCUCCCUGCACCCACUGUACCAAAAGACCUCCUGAAGCCAAGUGCCACAAGAGCGAAGACCAGAAGACCCACCGGGGGAGAAGGAAAGGGGUGACUAGGCCUUAUCAUGACCCUGAGAGAGAGAGGGAGAGGGUGAGGGUGAGAAGGAAAGAGGAGGAGGAGGAGUGUGUCCAGAGGAAUGCAAGAAUAAGAUACGGAAGAGGAGAAGAGGCCAAGGAAGAAGGUGACCAGGAUCUUCGAGUUGACGAGAGAAAGGUAAAGAAAAGUCACACAAAUUACAGAAAAAGAGAAGAAAAGGAGAGAAACAAACAAAGGCAUUCAAGUUACAGAAAAAGGGAAGAGGAAGAGAGUGACCUUGAUUCCCAGCCAGUCAGAGGAGAGGUCAUCUCGAGAAGGCCCAGGAAAAGAGGUCACAGCCGAAGGGGAGAAACUGAUACUGACCUUGACUUGUUACCAGCCCAAGAAAAGGUCAUAUGGAAGCACAGCAAAGGUCACAGAAGGGAAGAUUCUGAUAAUGACCUACAACCACAAAUGACCCAGGAAAAGGUCGUUUGGAGACGUGGAAGAGGUCACAGAGAAAGAGAGACUGAUGCUGCUCGGGAAAAGGUCAUCUGGAGAGGUCUUAAGAGAGGGGAGGAGCCUGAAAGUGACCUAGACUCUGCACCAGCCCAGGAAAAGGUCACAUUGAAACACAGAAAAGGUCACAGUGGAAGGGAGAACUUUGACCCAAUACCUAAUAGAGAAAAGGUCAACUGGAGAGGUCUUAAGAGAGGGGAGGAGCCUGAAAGUGACUUAGACUCCACACCCACCCAGGAAAAGGUCACAUUGAAACACAGAAAAGGUCACAGAGGGAGGGAGGCACCAGAGGACAGAUGCCACAGUUGCACGUGCCACAGAGAGCCACAGAAAGUCCAGAGGCACCCCAAAGCACACAGCGACCCAGAAAUGAGGCAAAGAGUAAUGUGGGAGGGAGGAAGGAGAGGUCAUGGGAGGUAUGAAGGAUCCGACACCACCUCAGAUGAUUCCUCAGAUCCUAAUCCUGCUCAAAAAUCUCACAGGGGAAGGAUAUCAAGCUCAAGGCCAGAAAGCUUAAAUGCACGGCCUAGAGAAAGCUUAAGCUCGAAAACUGCUCACGAACAUCACAGAGUAAGACUACUGAGCUCAAAGUCAGAUCAAACCUUAAAUUCCAGACCUAAAUACAACACACAAGGCUUAAGUUCAGAUACAGGAUUAGGAAAACAAAAGAAAAAGGUGAAGAUGGGUGGUUGUGAAUGUCAUGAGCACGGCCAAUCAGAGGGAGGGAAGGGGAGAAGACAAGCGAUUCACGUCUCCCGCCCGCAUGAGGUGAUCGACAUGGCCAAGCAAGGGUACGCCCAGCACACCUUCACCUCCAGGCUGCGGGUGGACCACUCAUGGCCGAGGAGAGGGGACGAGAAGGAGAACAUCAUACAUUACAUUCCUUGUGGGACGAAGAGCCGCAGUUACCACUUGGGGAUCAUAGCACAGCAAGAGGUGGGUCGCCUCCUCAGCCAGCCCCUGCAGGAACACAGCCACACCCACAGCAAGUGUUAGUAUAGUGUGGUGUGUGUCUGUGUUGUAUGUGUGGUUCUGGAGACUUGGGUCCAUUCUUAACCUGGGAGCAGUAGGGAUCAUGUUUCUUAAUGGUCCCUCUAAGCGAGAAAAAUGAGAAAAAUCAUCACUCACACAAACCAUUUCACAAUAUAUAUGAAAGCAUUUGUGAUCAGUUUAUGUAUCAUCUAUUUUGGGGGGGUUUAUAUCAUGGCACAAAUUUGGCCCGUCGCUGCUACACGGUAAAGCCACAAAUUUGGCCCGUCGCUGCUACCGGGUUAAAUGUUUCAGACUCCCGUUACGACUAUUUCUCAAGGCCACAGGGAAGAUUAACCGGGUUUUCAUGGGUGAUUUCUCCGUUCAAGGUGCAGAAGUCAUGUAAAACUAUCACAAGCAUCACAAAACAGUCCAUGAAAAGCCCAGCAACUUCCACAAGAGGCUUUUCAAACAGGGGAAGUGAGGGUCUGAAACAUUUAAGAAUACAGGCUUAUGUCCUUAUGCUGUGUGGGAUCCAUUGGUGAAUUUACGAGCACUGAUUAUAUUUGUACUUGUGUUAGGAAGUAGUAUAGUGUUAUAUAAUACAGUAUAGCAUGGCAUGUGUCUGUGUGUUGUGUACGUUAUGUGAGACUAUGUUCUUACGCUCUGUGGGGUUUGGUGGUGAAGUUACACACUGAUCCCAUUUGUGCUCGUGUUAGGAAGUGUAGUAUAGGGUAGCUUCAUAUAAUGUGGCAUGUGUCUGUGUGUUGUGUAUGUUAUGUGAGACUAUGUUCUUAUGCUGUGUCGGGUUUGGUGGUGAAUUUACACACUGAUCCCAUUUGUGCUCAUGUUAGGAAGUGUAGUAUAGGGUAGCUUAAUAUAAUGUGGCAUGUGUCUGUGCGCUGUGUAGUGUUAUGAAUCUUAGGGAAGGCACUUGGUCCGCAAAACAAAGGUCUGUGCAUGCUAGAUUUUUAUUUUAUUUUAUCAUCAACUAAAUAUAUACUCCACAGACUGUUUUUACCCCACUUGGUCCUCAAAAGAAAGGUCCAAGACAUAAUAUAUUUCUUUUCAUUUCAUUACCAACUAAAAUAUACGUAAUUGUCCAUCACACCAGAUAAAGGAUAUGUACAUUAUCUCUCCUCUUUCCCUUCACUCUCUCCUGGUCUUGCAGCCUGUGGUAUACCUAUAUUUGUUUACCCAUGAGAGAUGCCUUCAAUUUGGGGCAACUCUUAGGCAUUGAAAUAACUAUAAUCAACCUAACUGUCCAUCACACCUGCCAAAGGUUAUGUACAUUGACUCUCCUCUUUACCUUCACUAUCUCCUGGUCUUGCAGCCUGUGGUGCUAUAUUUGUUUACCCAUGAGAGAUGUCUUCAAUUUGGAGCAACUCUUGGACACUGAAAUAACUAUGAUCAACCUAACUGUCCAUCACACCCACCCCAGAUAAAGGUUAUGUACAUUAUCUCUCCUCUUUCCCUUCCUUCUCCUCAGGUCCUGCAGUCUGUGGUAUACCUAUAUUUGUUUACCCAUAAAAGCGAUUCCUUCAGCUAGACUCUUGGACACUGAAAUAACUAUAAUCAACCUAACUGUCCAUCACACCCACACCAGAUAAAGGAUAUGUACACUGACUCUCCUCUUUCCCUUCGUUCUCCUCUGGUCUUGCAGCCUGUGGUAUACCUAUAUUUGUUUACCCAUGAUAGAUGCCUUCAAUUGGACUCUUAGACACUGAAAUAACUAUAAUCAACCUAACUGUCCAUCACAC